UGGAGUCCUGAUUAACACUAUAUAGUGUAACUUAAAACUACAUCAACUGGAAAAGAACAUUGUAGAAGUGGGGACUAGGAGCAAUGGAACCCUUCCCAAAUUGUACCUCUUGCACAUGUGCGAAAGAGGCUUGUGCAGAUCAUUUUCCCGCAGGAACCAAAGUUAAAUGGCCGGAGCUAUUAGGUGUGAAAGGAAAAGAAGCCGUGCAAGUAAUCAAGAAGGAAAACGAAUUGGUGACGCCUUGGCUUAUUGCGAAACACGACAUAUUUCUUCAUUAUGUUUGUUGCGACCGUGUUUUUGUGAUUGUUGAUUCUGAAAACCGCGAUCCUGAAGCCCUUGUUUGUGCCAUUCCCCGUGUUGGAUGAGGAAGGCAUUGAAGACUGGACACCCAUCCCAUCCAUUGUGCUUGAAUUAUAUUUAUAUGGGAUGUUGAACUAGAUGAACUUGAGUUGAAGUAAUGAAAUAAAGAUUUCUUGUCAAA
Messenger RNA from Macadamia integrifolia, 481 nucleotides. RefSeq names its product trypsin/subtilisin inhibitor-like. NCBI's taxonomy places the organism in Eukaryota, Viridiplantae, Streptophyta, Magnoliopsida, Proteales, Proteaceae. Gene Ontology annotation, molecular function: serine-type endopeptidase inhibitor activity. The coding region runs from base 84 to 365 and encodes 93 amino acids. Gene Ontology annotation, biological process: response to wounding. The transcript has 2 exons. The record is from RefSeq and is a predicted model, not a curated record.